Molecule: messenger RNA, 3250 nt
Organism: Alosa alosa (allis shad)
Lineage: Eukaryota; Metazoa; Chordata; Actinopteri; Clupeiformes; Clupeidae
Gene: bmp4
Product: bone morphogenetic protein 4
Biological process (GO): negative regulation of apoptotic process; negative regulation of transcription by RNA polymerase II; SMAD protein signal transduction
Cellular component (GO): extracellular region
Molecular function (GO): growth factor activity; cytokine activity; BMP receptor binding
Source: RefSeq, a predicted model, not a curated record
AGGAGGGGGGCUAUCUUUUAGGUGCUGGCCAGAGGGCUGGGAACAUGGGAGGAGGCAGCCUACAUUGGGCGGACACAUAAAAACUGCGAGGAGCAUUUGAGGCACGAUCAGUCGAUGAGUAUUUCUGCCUGUGAGUGUGUCUCCCGUCACAGAGCAAGGAAAUAGGAAUCACCGUCCGAAUCCAGUCGCGAUUUACCACGUACCUUUUUUGAGCCGUGCGCCAUGGACUCGCUUUGGUGUUUUCCACAAGAGACGUUACGGAUCUAAUGACCCAACGACUGCGAACAUCUCCGCUGGCUUGAAGCGCGGUACUUCCAGUACGCUGUGCAGUGGGACUUGUGUUGCGUGUGGAGCGCUCGCACUUCUUUUGUCGUAGCCUACUCAUUUCAACCCGAGGAUACUUCUUGUGCCUUUACUGAUGGAAAAGGCUCUCCCUGACGUUUAUAAGCAGCCUUUGAGCAGCACGUAACAGUUCCUCGACAAGCUUGUCCAGCAGUGCGAAGCCCAACAAACAUGGACUGUUUUCCCAUGCUUUAUUUUCUGUCGAGACAUCAUGAUUCCUGGUAAUCGAAUGCUGAUGGUCAUUUUGCUAUGCCACGUCCUGCUGGGGGAGAGAAACCAUGCCAGUCUGAUACCCGAGGAAGGGAAGAGUCACACGCCCGUCGUCGGCCUGCCCACCGUCGCCACCGGUGCCAGCGCCAGCCGCCAGAGUCAUGAGCUGCUCCGCGACUUCGAGAGCACGCUGCUGCACAUGUUCGGCCUGCAGCGACGCCCGCGGCCCAGCCACUCGGCCGUCGUGCCGCAGUACCUGCUGGACCUCUACCGCCUGCAGUCCGGCGAGGCCGAGGAGACGGCGUCACCGCAUGACGCCGCCAUCGAGUACCCCGAGAGGUCGGCCAGCCGCGCCAACACCGUGAGAGGCUUCCACCACGAAGAGCACCUGGAGCAGCUGCAGCUGGAGGGCCCGGGCGUCGGUGGCUCCACCCUGCGCUUCCUCUUCAACCUCAGCAGCAUUCCCGAGGAGGAGCUGCUGUCCACGGCCGAGCUGCGCAUCUACCGCGAGCGCAUCGAGGAGGACGAGGUGGACGGGCCGGUGAGGUCACGCGACGCCAGCGAGGACCAGCACCGCAUCAACGUGUACGAGAUCCUAAAGGCGCCGCGCGGCGGUCAGCUCAUCACGCGCCUGCUGGAUACGCGGCUGGUCCGGCACAACGCCUCGCGCUGGGAGAGCUUCGACGUGAGCCCGGCAGUGCUGCGGUGGACACGUGAGCGCCUGCCCAACCACGGGCUAGCUGUGGAGGUCCGGCACCUGAACGCCACUCCGCGCCACCAGGGCCGGCACGUGCGCGUCAGCCGCUCGCUGCACCAGAAGCCCGGCGAGGACUGGGGACAGCUGCGACCCCUGCUAGUCACCGCCCGCGGCGGCAAGGGGCCACCAGCUGGCGCCCGGCGCCAAAGCAACCCCAAAGCGGCGGUAUAAGCAUAACGGAACUGCCGACGGCAGCGCUUUCACGUGGACUUCAGCGACGUGAACUGGAACGACUGGAUAGUGGCGCCCCCUGGCUACCAGGCGUACUAUUGCCACGGGGACUGCCCCUUCCCCCUGGCCGACCACCUGAACUCCACCAACCACGCCAUUGUGCAGACGCUGGUGAACUCGGUCAACACCAACAUCCCAAAGGCCUGCUGCGUCCCCACCGAGCUCAGCGCCAUCUCCAUGCUCUACCUGGACGAGCACGACAAGGUGGUGCUCAAAAACUACCAGGAGAUGGUGGUCGAGGGCUGCGGCUGCCGCUGACCGCAGAGAUAGCGGACGAGCAACGACAUGUACUGAACCUGCUCUCUCACACACACACACACACACACACACACACACACACACAGUCGGACCCCUUAUUUAUAACGUGUAUGUGACAUGUCUGUUUGUCUCUCUUUCUUCUUGUUUUCUCAACCAUAUGAUCAUAUAUUUUGACAAAAUAUAUAUAUUUAUAUCUACAUAUUAAAAAAAAUAAAAUGAGUCCUUAUUUUAAACACAAAUGAAAAAAAAAAACUUUACAACUUUUCAUAAUGUAUAUUAGAUUGUAUAAGUUUUUUAAUGAGAAAAUAGUUAAAAAUAAGAAAAAAAGAACAAAGUAAAGUUUAUUUACUGGUACUGGUAAUAUUUAUUGCUUUCAUAUUAUACACAUGUACAAGGAAAGAUGAUUACUUUACAUAAACGUCCCUUCAACAUUUCAUCUCAGGCUGAAGAGUCUACGGAAGCAGCAUUUGUGUACUUAAAUUAGAGCACUGCGCAAGGUUAUCAAAAUAUAUCUAUAUAUUUGAAAUCAGUGGAAGUAAUCUGACAUGUAUAUUGUUUUUAAUUCACCUUUUUACAUUGCCCCCCUAGUCCUACUUAGACCUCCUUUGGAAAAUUGGUCAUUGAUGUUUUCAUUUCUAGAAAAUUGUAAGACAAAAGACACAUGAGUUUCAAUGAAAUAUAGGAUCGUGAGGCCCAUAACUGUAUUAGUUAGGCUAUGUGGUUUUGGAGUGAUGUUUUUUUCAAAGCAUAAUCUUGGAAGUGUACACAAAUAAGUGUUGGAAUUCUUGAUAGCACCGGUUAAUAUUUUAUUUUUUGUCCCACUUAAAUAAAAAAAUGUUCAGUUUAACACAACAUCUGCCGUUUUCAGUGUGUCCAGAGCAGUGCAGAGACCCUCCAAAUCACUGUUAUAUUGUUAUGGAAACUCCCCUGUAGAAACCUAUAGCCCUGAACUUUUCCUCAGCCGGCGCCUUGGAAUUAAGACCUUCAGUCGCAGCGCGCCUGGUUUAGAGAGGCUGAUUAAAAGUGACACCUUGGGGGAGGAUGUGACUUUGGCGGCAUGGCGUUACAUUGAAUUGGUCGCAAAUCGUGACACGGCCACUUUGUUCCGGGGAGAAUCAAAGGUUAGACCGUCUGUCUCCAGUCUUUGUCUUCGGCAAAUCAUGUCGGCAGAAUAGAGACGCCGGUCUAGAACCUGUGCCCCACUAGACAAUAGACGUCUGCAUCACCUCUUUACAAUCAGACGGCGGGACUGUGGUCUAGUGAUAACGGCCAGCCAUCCAACAGAGCUGCCUUUGAACACACUUAGGUCUUCUUACAUAUUCUGAUGUCUUGCGAAUAAUUAGGCUAUAGGCCUAUGCUAAUAACAAUAACAACAGUGACAAAUAAAAUACUAGUAAUAGUUUCAGUACAAACAACAAUAGGCUAAUGAUGGAUUGAUGAUAACAGUAAUUU